Adelges cooleyi (spruce gall adelgid) is the source of this 2156-nucleotide messenger RNA. RefSeq names its product facilitated trehalose transporter Tret1-2 homolog. The coding region runs from base 342 to 1517 and encodes 391 amino acids. The record is from RefSeq and is a predicted model, not a curated record. Gene Ontology annotation, biological process: transmembrane transport. Gene Ontology annotation, molecular function: transmembrane transporter activity. The transcript has 2 exons. NCBI's taxonomy places the organism in Eukaryota, Metazoa, Arthropoda, Insecta, Hemiptera, Adelgidae. Gene Ontology annotation, cellular component: membrane.
UGACAGUAGAAGAACAAAUGUAUAAGUAAGAAUUCACUAGAGUUUAAAAAUGGUUUCUAAGUAUUUCUAUCUAAGUUGGAAUUAUUUGUUAUUCCCUUUUCACAGAUAAUAUUUUCUUCAUUAAUAACUAAAUUAGGUGUUGGAAUUUCUUAUAACAUGAUUGAUUGGGCAAUUCUUAAACAACUAUUCGCUACCAUAUCGGUGUUGUUUGUUUAGCGUCUCUGACAAUAUUCAUCGCUGGUUGUUGGCUAGGCUGGCCUUCCGUUACUACUGAAAAACUGCUCAACAACCAAACUGACUUCAACAUAACAUAUAGACAAUUGUCUUGGAUCAUAUCCAUCAUGGACAUUGGCAACAUAUUAAGCCCUGUACCAACUGGGUUCAUGAUGGAUUGGUUUGGACGAAAAACUACAAUAGCAGCUCUGGGGCCAAUGUACACAGCUACAUGGAUGCUCCCGUUGAUGGUUAACCAAGUGUGGGCGUUGUACCUUGCCAGGUUUUUGGCUGGCAUUGGCAAAGGAAUUGCCUACACUGCAGUGCCAAUAUUUUUGGGUGAAAUAGCUGAAGUGAAAAUCCGCGGUGCCCUGAGUUCUGUGUUCGCGAUUCAGCAAUGCGGUGGCGUUCUAUUCGAAACGAUUAUCGGGUCGUAUGUGACGUACACAAAUUUAAACAUUAUUUCUGUUACAGUUCCUGUACUGUUUUUCAUUAUGUUCAUUUGGGUACCCGAGUCUCCUUACUUUUUAUUAAAAAAAGGCCGUCGUGACGAGGCCGCUCAAUGUCUACGGUGGUACAAAAGCGGCGAUGAUUCUGAAUUACAGGAAAUGGAACAAACCGUAAAAAACGACAUGCAAAACAAAGGAACCUAUUUGGAACUUUUGUCCAAUCCGAAAAACCUGACAGCGAUUUCUAUCAUAGCCACAGCGAAUAUCGCACAGAGAGCAGGAGGAGUCAGUUGUCUUUUAGCUUAUUCGUCAUUAAUGUUACCCGAACCGGCGCCAAUUGGUCAAAAGUCCGAUUAUAUCAUUUUGUUUGGCGUGCUUCUGACCGCUAUCAGUUUUGUCGGAAUGGCGUUAGUGGACAAAAUUGGACGGAAACCUCUUUUGAUACUAUCCGAGGUGUCUUUAGGAGUGUUUAUGUUUAUCAACGGUCUAUACUUCUACAUACGCUGUUACACAGCUGAUAUGACAAAUUACAAUUGGAUCCCAUAUUUAUGUUAUGAAUCGUAUGCCUUCAUGUUCGCCAUGGGCUUGGGGUUUGUCCCAGUAGUAUUUUUGGGAGAAAUGCUUCCGGUCAACGUGCGUUCUCACGGUUCAGCACUCAUGUCAAUAGUCUUAGCAUUUAGCUCGUUUGUUUCCAACAAAAGUUUUCUGUUCCUCUCUUAUGGUUAUGGGUUCUAUGUUAUGUUUUUUGUCUUCGCAGCCGUCAAUUUCAUUUGCGCCUUACUAGCCUACUUAUUUUCGUUUGAAACUAAAGGUAAAACUUUCGCAGAAAUUCAAUCUAUAUUGAAAAAACAUUAAUCGUAUGCGGCAUAAAACCAUAUCGAAGUGCAAAUGAAAAUUGUAAAUGACAAUAUUGUUGUCCUAGGUUCUUCACAAAUCACAAGUGUGAAUAUUUGUGAAGCUCAGAUAGUAAAUUAUUUUACGUUUAUAUGAUAAUAUAUAAUAUUAUAUUAACAUUGCAGGGUUUAUUCGCUUUUAGCUACCUAAUUUCUUUAUAAUGUAAUACAACGUUGCAUUUUGCACUUGGUUGAAAAUUCUUGACAAUUCUUGAUGUUUUAUAAAAUUACUAGGUUAAAUUUUAUUUUUUAGAUAAAAUUACAACUACAGCUAACUUUUACAAAGUUGGUUUUGAUAUUAUCUUGAACUAAUCAAGUGCAAUUUUUACAUCUAAUAGGUCAAUAGGUAAGUUUAUAUUAGCCAAAGUGAACAAUAAUCAUUAACCAGACGAAAUAAACAAUAUGUAUGCGAUGCUGAAACCUAACUACAUACCUAUUACAAUUCCUAUUUCUUUACAAGUACCCUAAAUUUAAUAUAAAUUGUAUUUAGUCGGUAUUUUUACAAAUCAAGUCUAAUUAUUUCCGUUAAAGUAUGUUAAAAAUAACAUAUUUUCUAUGUUUAAAUAUUUGCCUUUAGUAUGCUAUCCAUAGUUUUGUCAUU